GUUCACUCAUCGCUCACAGGGGAUUGAUAAUUAGGUCUAUCGAGCAAGUGUCUGCAGUAAGAGCUCUCAACUCUGGCUUCCCAGACAUGGCGUCUUCUGGAUCGGAAGAAAAGCCGGAUCUGCAUGUUAUGAUAAUCGGGGCGGGUGUCACCGGUUUACUGAUUGCGCAAGGGCUUAAGAAUAAUGGCAUCAGCUUCUCAAUCUUUGAAUCCGAAUCUACAAGCUCUCGUCCAAGGAGUCGAGAAUGGGGAAUGUCCAUUCAUUGGUCACGUCCUCUACUGAAAGAGUUGCUCCCAGACGAACUGCUUGACAAGAUCCGAGAAGCGCAAGUGGAUCCCAGUUAUGAUACUUCCAACCCGAAGGGAUACGCUGUCCCUUUCUACAACGCCAAGACGGGAGAGCACAUUGUAGAUAUCCCAAUGGUCAACGCCAUUCGAGUUUCGAGGAGGAAAAUGCGUGCCCUCUGCGCCGAGGGCAUCGACAUUCUGUAUGGCAAAAAACUCGUUUCGCUAACCUCCACACCUUCUGAUGUUACCGGAACCUUCGCCGAUGGGACUACUGCUACAGGUUCCAUAUGCAUUGGAACAGACGGGGCGCAAUCAGCUGUUCGUCAACUGGCAUUACCUGGUGAAACUGGCAGGGCUAUUCCUUUGGAAGUCGUUUUGUACAAUCUUAAUGUUUGCUACGGUGAUGCCGAGAAGUCCAAGGCUGUGCGAAGCGUUCACUUUAUGAACUCCGUAGCGCUACAUCCGGAGAAGAAUCUAUCAAUCUGGACAUCAAUCCAAGAUGUUCCUGAUGCUAACAAACCGGAAACGUGGCAAUAUCAGAUCAUGCCAACCUGGCUUGCAGAUGGUAAAACUCACGAAGGCGGUGCAAAAGGACUCGUAGAGCUCAAAGAGGUUGCAGCUCACCUUGCUGAGCCUUGGAAAUCCUCCCUUUUGUGGAUCCCAGACGACACAGACGUGACUUAUAGCUCUGUAUCAUACUGGCCAACCAUUGAGUGGGACAGCCAACACGGUACCCUUACGUUGGCAGGAGACAGUGCGCACCCAGUCCCGCCUCAUCGAGGCCAAGGACUCAACCACGGCAUUGCAGACGCGCAUAACUUCAUCAAGGCUGUAUUAGAUAUCAAGAAUGGGACAAGGACGAAGGGUGUGGCGAUUGAGGAAUACAACGCUGAGUUGGUUAAGAGAGGCGCGGAUGAAGUAGAGACAAGUCGAAGGAAUGCACUGCUGGUGCACGAUUUUGAGAAAUUCAUGGACUCACCAGUACUUAAUAAACAGGGGUACGGUAAAUCAAAGGUCAACUAGGUAGCAGAAUCAGUCACAUAGGAUCACGAAGUCAUGAAGCGAUCGAGGUCCACCCUUGUUCGGCGUUCAUUUGCCAAGUCCAAUCUAGUCAUCUGAGGACCUUGACAUGAAGCCGUCUCUAGAGACUCUGCAAUGC
Molecule: messenger RNA, 1446 nt
Organism: Hyaloscypha bicolor E
Lineage: Eukaryota; Fungi; Ascomycota; Leotiomycetes; Helotiales; Hyaloscyphaceae
Product: FAD/NAD(P)-binding domain-containing protein
Exons: 7
Coding region: 87-1310 (407 amino acids)
Molecular function (GO): FAD binding
Source: RefSeq, a predicted model, not a curated record